This is a messenger RNA of Neolamprologus brichardi, 3224 nucleotides long. It is a transcript of the gene clk2b, whose product is annotated as CDC-like kinase 2b. Gene Ontology annotation, cellular component: nucleus. NCBI's taxonomy places the organism in Eukaryota, Metazoa, Chordata, Actinopteri, Cichliformes, Cichlidae. Gene Ontology annotation, molecular function: ATP binding; protein tyrosine kinase activity; protein serine/threonine kinase activity. Gene Ontology annotation, biological process: regulation of RNA splicing; peptidyl-tyrosine phosphorylation. The record is from RefSeq and is a predicted model, not a curated record.
UAUUCUUAGCGUCUGUCUCAGCUCGCCCUCCUCUCUGUCCGUCUGUUCCUCACUUUUUGUGUUUGUCUGCUUCAGCUGUCGUGUUCGCUUACUUUCCGUGUUUGCCUUUUACUUUUUCUCUAUUCUCCCUAAGAUAUUCUUUCUUCUUUUGUCACUUUCGUGGUGAAGCUUCGGCAUCGUGUCUUCCUUUCACUUCUGGUUACAGCUGACAACACUGCGGGCUAUUUUUUUACUUUUUCACAACUCCUCGUCCUCCAGUUUGUUCCCGUGCUGCUACUUGACUAUUUAUCGCGCUGACCUUGGCGCUUUUCCUCUCCACAUCUCAUCGCCUUUUGUUCCUGCCGCUACCUCACCUGCAUCUCGCCUUCACCUCUCGUGCAGCAUCCCUCCAUCCGCCGCUCUUCCACUCAGGCUCGUCUUUUCUCUGAGAAGAUCUGCACUGCUGUGCAAUGGGAAAGACAGAGCUGCAUUCUCUGUUUAAGGGUUUUCUGGACCGUAUUUGCCUCUGCCUUUCUAGAAGAAGCGACCGGGCUGCAAAUGACAGUGAGAGGGACUCUGAAAAUGGUCACCUGGUCUACAAAAGUGGUGACGUCUUUGAAGACAGAUAUGAGAUAGUCGACACUUUAGGUGAGGGGACCUUUGGGAAAGUGGUUCAGUGUGUGGACCACAGCAGAGGAGGAAAUCAAAUUGCAUUGAAGAUCAUUAAGAACCAGGACAAAUACAGAGAAGCAGCCAAAUUGGAAAUCAACGUCCUGGAGAAGAUCAGUGAGAAGGAUCCGCACAACAAACAUAACUGCGUGCAGAUGCUCAACUGGUUUAACUACUACGGCCACGUGUGCAUCUCCUUUGAGCUGCUGUCUCUCAGCACAUUUGACUUCUUGAAAUCAAACAACUUCCUGCCGUAUCCAAUUAACCAGAUCCGACACAUGGCCCAGCAGAUCUGCCACGCUGUCAGCUUUCUCCAUGACAACAACCUGACUCACACUGACCUGAAGCCUGAGAACAUCCUCUUUGUCAACUCGGACUACUCCCUCAUAUACAACGCCGAGAAGAAGUGCAAUGAAAGGCGGGUAAACGACACCACGGUGCGGCUCGUCGACUUCGGCAGCGCCACCUUUGACCACGAACACCACUCUGUCAUCAUCUCUACUCGUCACUACCGAGCCCCAGAGGUCAUACUUGAGUUGGGUUGGAGUCAACCGUGUGAUGUGUGGAGUAUCGGCUGCAUCCUGUUUGAAUACUACAAAGGGUUCACACUCUUCCAGACUCAUGACAACAAGGAGCAUCUUGCUAUGAUAGAGAGAGUACAGGGACCGAUUCCUCAGAGGAUGAUUCAGAGGAGCAGAAAGCAGAAGUAUUUCCACCGUGGACAUCUAGACUGGAACGAGUGCUCCAAAGCCGGACGCUACGUCAAAUCCAAAUGCAAGCCGUUAAGGGAAUACUUGUUAUCACACGGGAGAGAACACCACCAUUUUUUCGAUCUCCUAGAGAGGAUGCUGGAGUACGAGCCCUCAAAGCGUAUUUCUCUUUCCUCUGCUCUGUGCCAUCCUUUCUUCCAGCCCCUCCAUCAUCCAGGAAGAAGUCAGGGGUGGAGGAACAGCUGUGACAUGAGCAGAUGACCUUUGGUAGACACUUAACCAUAUGUGGACCAUAUGGUGAGGGUGUUUGCAAGUUUAUUUGUAAUUUAAGCUUUAAAAAUAAGAGGUUUAAGUUAUUUGAGUUAAACACUGAAAUGACAGCUAACAGUGAAAGAGAAAGUCUGAAAGCAUCAUUGUAAGCAGCUUCUCAGAUAAAAGAAGUUUGAACAGUUACAGCUGAUUGAGCUGGAAGAGAGAAAGGAGAAGCAUCAUCCUUUCAAGUAGGGAAAAAAAUUAAUUUAGCAGACACGUUUGUCUAAAGGUGCUGGCAAUUUUUUUCUGAGCAUAUUAUUUUUAUCUUUGUUUGCUUUUCUAUGUUUCUGUUAAAAUUGUCUUAAAAUUGUUUACAAGCUUGUUAAGUAUGGAAAGACUUGACAAAUGCAACCUACGUGACGUUAUAAAAAUCCAACAGUCUCAGCCUUAAUGUAUCCCCAAGAACAGAAGCAUUUUUUGAGGUAAUCAGUCUCUAGAUAUUAUUUAGAAUAAAUGUGAUUUUUUUCAAGUGUAAUUUUCUAGUUUGUAGUUUUAAUUAUAUAAAACAUUAAAAAAAAAAAAGAAUUAUAUAUAACAUUAAAAAAAGGAAACAAUUGAAAAAUAUAAAAGUUAUUUGCUUUUACUUUUUUAUGCUGUACUUUUUAUAUUGGAGGAAAAAAGAUGAAGAAAUGGCGCAGGUGCCAAACGUUAAACUACUAAUGGAGAACUGACCUUAACAAGCAAAUCAACUGAAGGAAAUAUUACAUCUUAGGCUUGUGUGAUGAUCAGAAUUAUGAUUAGGGUGACCAGAUGCCGUGUCUGAAAGUUUCAUACCCAACUUAAAAAAUAUAUACAAUAAAUCAGACAUGAGUCUAGCACGUAAAGGCCAACUAACUUAACCUGUUAUGCAGUAGUCCUUAUUUAACCUUGUAUUCACGAUUCAUGUUCUUAUAUUAGCUAUAUCUAAAAAGAAUUAAGAUUUUUCUAGUUAAUUAUAACACAUAUGCACUGUGUCACUUCGUGCCAUAUUUCCCCAUCUGUGAAAUUGAAGUAUAAUUUUAUCUAAAUUAUCUGCCAAAUCAUUUUCUUUGUGGUAGGUUCCAUCAGAUUAAACAAGCUGCUAACUUUUUGGUGACUUCUUGCUCUGAUGGGACAGAAUAAAGAACCUUCCCUGCGAAAAACAAAACAGAAAAAACAAAACAGAGUUUAGGAAAGUGCAGUGUGAAUGUGGGACUUCUGUAUGUGGGAGAUGUCAUAAAACUGCUGCGGAGUCCCACAAAAAAAAGGGACAUCUGGUCACCCUAGCAAAAACACUGAAGUUUGGAAACAGGUGAUCUACUAAUGGUUAUAACAAACACAACAGACGUUGUCUUCAUGCUAAUAAAAGAAACAUGUUCUAAAAUUGGACAUUUUAAAGGGAAAAAAUAAAAUGUAUUCAGAUAUGUGUCUAACAUUUGGAGGACAUGUUGUAUUUAAAAGCUGAAGAUGUAUGAUCCUUUCAGUUUUGUGCUUGCAGUCACUUUAUGGCAAUUUGGAUGUUUUCUGUAAUAAAUUUUGCAUAAAAUAGCACCUGCAGUCAUUGAAUUAAUUCAGUUUUUCAUGUUUUACUUGCAA